Saxophila tyrrhenica is the source of this 1032-nucleotide messenger RNA. RefSeq lists its product as uncharacterized. The record is from RefSeq and is a predicted model, not a curated record. Gene Ontology annotation, molecular function: oxidoreductase activity. NCBI's taxonomy places the organism in Eukaryota, Fungi, Ascomycota, Dothideomycetes, Mycosphaerellales, Extremaceae. Bases 1 to 1032 code for a protein of 343 amino acids. The transcript has 3 exons.
AUGAAAGCAGCACAAUAUGACAAGCCGAACCGCAAAGUCGUCAUCAACGAUGUUGCCAUCCCCGAACCAAGCGAAGGCCAAUUCCUCAUCAAAGUCACCGCAGCUUCUCUCUGUCAUUCCGAUCUAAUGGUGGAUCUGAGGCCCGACGACUUCGGUCGACCGAUGACAAUGGGCCACGAAUGCGUCGGCGUGAUAGAGAAGAUCCAUUCCUCCUGCGCGGACAAAGGCUUCAACGUCGGCGACAAGGUCGGCAUGCUGUAUAUUGUGGAUUGUUGCUUUGACUGUGAGGCUUGCACGGCACAUGGAUCGCAAUGCACGAGCCCAAACCCUGGUGGAGCGAAGAUCAAGGGAUUGACCACUGAUGGGUUCUUCUCUGAGUACUCACUUACGGAUUGGGAGAAUGUGAUUCACUUGCCUGAGAGUUUGCCGAUGGAGAAGUCGAGUCCAAUCUUUUGCGCGGGCAUUACAGCGUUCCACUCCGUCGACAAGUGCGAGCUCGAGCCCGGCCAGUGGUUCGCCGUUGUCGGAUGCGGCGGUCUAGGCCAGAUGUCCGUCCGCUACGCCAAAGCAAUGGGCUUGAAAGUCGUCGGCCUGGACGUCAACGACGACAUGCUCGAGAUCGUGAAGAAGAACGGCGCGGACGCCGUCUUCAACACCAAGACCAACGCCAAUUACGCCGAGGAGGUCAAGAAGCUGACCGGCGCCAACGGGUGCCAUGCCGCAGCGGUCUACAGCGCUGCCUCGCCGGCAUACGUGACUGCGCGGAAGAUCCUCAAGGUGAAGGGGCUGCUGAUGGUUAUUGGACUGCCGGACAAGCCUCUCGAGUUCCCGUCGUUUGAGAUAGUGGCCAAUGUCUUCCGGAUCAAGGGCUCGAACACCGGCACGCCGAAGGAGAUGAAGAAGGCUCUCGAUUUCACGGCAAAGCACAAGAUUGUUCCCGAGGUCGAGUUUAGGAAGUUGGAGGAGAUGCCCGCGAUGUGGGAUGAGAUGGAGAGGGGAGUGGCGACCAAGCGGAUGGUCGUGGCCUUCUAG